Parnassius mnemosyne (clouded apollo) is the source of this 462-nucleotide messenger RNA. Lineage: Eukaryota; Metazoa; Arthropoda; Insecta; Lepidoptera; Papilionidae. The record is from the annotation of a GenBank genome assembly.
AUGAAGCUUUUCCAACAAUCGAGCAUCAAUUUAUUCCAAUACCAGCAUAUGAGCUCCAAGCAAGUAUUAUUGAACCACAAAAAUCAACUUCAUGCCACAAUCACCGUGGAGACGACCAGCAGGAUAGUAUGCAAAACUAUCCUGCUGGUCGUCUCCAAAAAUCUGUAUAAUCCUAAUAAUGCUACAUAUUACAAUGAACAAAUGGAACAGGACUUGGAAGAAUCUCUGUUGAGUCAGCAGUCCAAUGAUGAUUUAAAUAAUAACGUAGCAAAAGAAAGAACUAUACAACCAAUAGAGAGUUUUAGAGAUAUCCUGAAAUGUCCAAUGCUACCAUCUUUUUGGAUGCAUGUAGAGAAACCAGACGGACUAGAAUUUCUGCGAAUGGAUCCAUCAACCAAGGAAACAAGAAAUUAUAUACGUCUAAAUGAGGAUUUAUCAGUUACUGCACUCAAAAUUGAGUAA